GUAUGUCCUUGAUGCAAAGCUUAAUUCUGGUGCCAACACAGAUGAUAAGUAAAGUCCCCAAGGAAAGACUUUUGUUUGUGUCGUAUCCAUUGAGUUCCAGAUGCUGACGUCAGGGUUGAGGUUUUCGUCUGGCUAAAACCUCCAUGAUCUAUGGUUAUAGUGUAAGUGCUGCAGACCUUGUCUUGUGUAUGUGGCUGAUAUAUAAUCCAUUUGUGUUUGACCACUGUCUGUAAAGCAAAUUGCCGCACAGGGACAUUGAAGUUUAAUUCCUACUCUAUUAUACAGACUAGGACACUAUAGCAUUGCAGUGACUUGCAGUUUCAAACAAACCUGGACCACCUUAGACUAGAAAAAGGGGAAAGGAGAGCCGUUUUAGACCUGCAGACAAAGACGUCUUGACACUGUCUGAACAUAAAGAGACGAAAUGACUGUGGUUUGUUACAUUUAUGACUCUAGAAGCCAAAGUGUUAUCAGGCAUUUCAUGUAGCUACUGUCUGUGUGUGUUUGAGACUGUACAGCUUCCAGUAGGAUAUUUUUUACAGGACACUCUUUUACUCAUAGUUGUAGAAAAUCACAGGUGUUAUCAAAAAAUGACACUAUCAAUGGUUCUGUUGCAUUCAAGCGUCUCAGUAAUUCUUGAACUACUGAGGCCCGUUUUUUUUUUUUUCAAUUUCCAUCAACAUUUUAUCAUUUAUAUAAAUGAAUUAACUAUGACAUUUCAUAUGGCAUGCAUAUCAUUAUUUGAUAUUUGUUUGUAUUAGCUAACUCACGUUGGGCCCUUAUGUAGGCCACUGUGAUUUGUGUCUAUUGCCAACUGAACUCUUGCGUGCGGCGCACCAGCCCUGAACGCAGCAGUUACCUUCAGGUUCAUCAGAUACUGUCACUCACUGCUCUAUCUAGCGUUACCGAAAUAUAACAACAAUGUGAUGUUGGAGUAGAGAGUGUCACUCUUACUACUUAGGGGCAAAUACAGCGCGUUAUGCAGUUAAAUGAGCCGUGUGGGAGUCUGCAUUUAAAAUCAUUUUAUCCUCCCGGUUAGUUGUCUUGGAACUUGGAAGCUAGCUAGUUGACGCUACCUAAGCUAACGUUAUUAAACGUCAGUUCACUUCCUGUUGUAACGGUUAAACUUGAGAGGCAUUGCUCGAGUGUCAAGCCGUAGCUCAGAUUACUGUCGACGGUCCGAAAUUGUUGUGACCAGUCAGUGGUUUUUUUUCUGUCUGAGAGGCGUGCGGACGACGCCAGCGGCCAGUUAAUUUACUGAGGUGGACGUGACGCCAAAUUUAAAGUAGCAGGCAGCAGCCAGGGGGGAUUGCCCCUCAGUAGAGCAUUGAGCUAGCAGGCUAACACGCGGCCAGGCGAAGGGUUUACGAAUUUGUUCAUCCAGCCUUCGUCCGAUCACAACAAAAUCGUAAUAUUGAGCUCCCCGCGGGUCUGCGUGAGCGCCACCCACCGCCCCAUGCCCUCUGACUGGAUGGGAAACAGUUAGCCAGUGGAGCCGAAGAGGAAAGCAGUCAGCGGUUGUGUUAAACAUGGAGGAUGAAGAGGUUGCGGAGAGCUGGGAAGAGGCGGCGGACAGCGGGGAAAUCGAGAGAAGACUCGAGGCUAAGCUGAAAAUAAACCAGGAGGCAAAGUACAGGAAAUCCAGCUUGGGUUCUGGUGGCUCACCGGUUCGAACUGCUAUUGUCAUCCAGGAUGACUCCUUGCCUGCGGCACCCCCACCACAAAUUCGAAUUCUGAAACGUCCUUCAAACAACGGUACCGCGGGAAACCCUGCAUCCUCAUCUCGUCCCUCUCAGCAGAUGAAGUCUUUGGCCCAGAGGGAAGCAGAGUAUGCUGAAGCCAGAAGGAGGAUUUUGGGUAGUGCUUCUUCAGAUGAUGCGCCUCAGGACAAUCCGUGCCAGGACAGGCCAGCUCGUACGAGUGCGCAGCAAACAUCAGAACCAGUUCGUCCAAACAAUAAUGUGAUCCGCCAGCCCACCGGCCCAGAUGGCACCUCAGGCUUCCGCCUUUGCAGAUAAACAGGAGUUACGUGCUGCAAGGAAUUAGCUGUCUCCCUGAGAGGGCAUGAAGGGUGGCAGUUAAAGGGGAUGUGUGUGCUAUGUAAAGCAGAGUGGUGGGAUGACACAUACAUUAGAAAUAUGAAGUCGUAGCAUGGAUUGAAAUGAACUUCUCCACCUCUCUCUGCUCUGCUUAUUGGCGUGGUCUUUGCCUUUCACCUUGUCUUUCCCAUCUGUGGAAUGUUUCAAGGGGCUGGCAGAGAUCAGCCAAAGAUCUGAAACCCCUUCUGUUCCACACUGUGAACAGGCGUUCGCCUCACAUCCCUACACACUGUGAUACUUUGAUGUACCAUGAGGUGCCCUAUGAUUUUAAGUAUGAUUGGCCGGCCGAGUGCCAGGGCAUCAGGUGUCUGCCUCUUCAGGGAGAAUAAGGAGAGCUCAUGAAUCUGUGGGAGUCCCCCCAGAGACGUGCAAACGAACAAACUGGCCUCUCCGCUGAUGGAGCGUGGAUCAGGGCUGGGUGUCCACCGGGGAGCUGGCCUCUGUUUGUCGGGUUCAGUGGAAAUUAAGUGCUUGACAGUGUUGAGAGUUUACUGUGUGUUCAGCAGCGCGAGUGCAAGGUGAUAGAAAGUCACACUGAUCUAACACUUUGAGUAAAAGUGUGUUUUAAUACUGUAGUUGCAUAGCAAUGGCAGAGGCCCAGACCAGCACUCUCCACAGGUCUCUGUUUGGCACUGGUGGCCAUGAAAGAAAUGCCCGGUGGGCACACAGCCUGUGGCCAAAGAUUAUAGAUUGAGAGGACAGAGUGUCACUAAAUCUAGGCUUAUUGAAGCAAUAAUAAUGAAUUUACUCCCUGGUUUAUUUUUUACAUGUUGCCUAAUUACCUGUGCAGAGUUUUGUUUCAGAUUAUCUUUUGUUUUUUGAAGUUUACAUUGUUUUCUUCAUGUUCGUGUUUUUUUUUUUUUUUUCUGAGACAAUGUGUUUAGGUCAAGAGCUAAGUAGUGUAUCAGAGAUUAGAUCAUGUAACCUGCAUAGGAAACUGUAUUAGCAGUGUCAUACAAUUUUAAUCAAACUGGAAAAAGGCAGGCUUACUCAUGAAUUGAAAAUCCAAAGGUAAUGUGCAUUAAUGUCCUUGUGUGUUGCCUCAUUGUUUCUAAUCAGAGUAGCUAAGUAGGAACUUACAGCCAACUGCACUGCACCUGCACCAGUACCAGUGUAUUGACUGGUGUUGCUAUUAAAAACGAUGGUGUCCCCAUUUCUUCAGAAAAAAAAUCAACUAUUUGAUACCCAGUUUUGAGGAUGAUAACACCACAUGACAGCUGCUUUAUUUUUGGAAAAGAUAUGUUGGGGAACUUUGUGGUGAAAACUACAAAAUUGAUCCAAAAAUUGUAAAAAAAAAAAAAAAUCAAAUUUCUUAAUCAGUAUAAUGAAGCCAAAUCCCACUGUCUGGUAUUGAUGAAUGUAUUUCCUGUUGUGUUUUUUGAGACAAAUGGAUUCAACAGCAUUGUUUCCUUGUUUGCCAAUUCAAAUUAAGAAAAAUAGACUCGCCAGAUACUGACAGUUACUGACAGUUGUGUAUUAAAUGUACCUGAAGCAAAUUUGAACCUUCUGACACUUGUAUGCCUUAAAUAACAAACGAUUCCUGGCUACAUAUGUACAUUUUCCAGUGGUAGUGCUUGUUAAUCUUGCGCCUUUUUUGUGAACUUUUGAUAGGUUAAUUAUUUCAUGAAUAAUACAGCUUACACUCAACAAGUGUUUUAGGAAACACAAAACCACACUCAGUUAGGGUGCAGUGAUGCUUUUAUUACCGAGGUUUUCCUCGACUGUGGGUCAAACCCUUGAUUGUGAAUAUUCGCUGUAAGGAGUUAACACUGUGGUUAACAGUAAAUUAAACAACUUGCUCAUCACAGCAGCCGACUUCUCCAUGUGUUUAAACUGGUACCACUUACUCCAACCUUUACUAGAUUCAAAAAGUGAGUGCAUCUCACUCAUCUCUGAAUACUGAAGUUACCCUUUGUUGUUGUUUGAUGACACUACUAUAAGUUGUUCAUUACAGCUGUAAUCUAUCAAUAUGUAAGUUUUAUGAGAGAGUAUACUCUGUAUACUGGAUUCGGACCUACAACAUCACAAUACAUUAUUCCUAGGGAUCAGGGUCAAUUCUUGCGAUCGGAGAGAUUUCUAAUCAUCACAAACUGAUGGUUGAAAGCAAAUGCCUAUCCUGUACCUGUACCACGUGAUCGACCCAUGAAGUUUUGUUUCAGCCAUUCAUAGACACCUGUCUAGUUUUGAUGUCAGUGUUAUUUUGAAACUUGAACAACACAAAUGGCAUUUGAAUACCCUUUAAUAAACACAGUUCAAAAUGAAA
This is a messenger RNA of Acanthopagrus latus (yellowfin seabream), 4362 nucleotides long. RefSeq names its product SUZ domain-containing protein 1-like. Bases 1530 to 2018 code for a protein of 162 amino acids. Lineage: Eukaryota; Metazoa; Chordata; Actinopteri; Spariformes; Sparidae. The transcript has 4 exons. The record is from RefSeq and is a predicted model, not a curated record.